Aricia agestis (brown argus) is the source of this 2820-nucleotide messenger RNA. RefSeq names its product SRSF protein kinase 3 (gene SRPK). Gene Ontology annotation, molecular function: ATP binding; protein kinase activity. The record is from RefSeq and is a predicted model, not a curated record. NCBI's taxonomy places the organism in Eukaryota, Metazoa, Arthropoda, Insecta, Lepidoptera, Lycaenidae. The transcript has a single exon. Bases 114 to 1928 code for a protein of 604 amino acids. Gene Ontology annotation, biological process: protein phosphorylation; regulation of mRNA processing; spliceosomal complex assembly.
UUCGAGCGCAUUUUGUUCUGUCUGCACCGGCCGCCAUACUCAAACAAAAAGAUUGAGAUGAAAAGUUAAAUUGAUAUUCAUCAAAACUUGUUGCAAGUGUUUUAAUUUACUAAAUGAGUUCUAAAUCUGAUGUUAAUAGGAGAGUACUCGCCAUUCAGGCGAAAAAGAAGAGGCACAAACUGGGAAAGAAGAAAAAUCGUGAGGAUGAUCACGGCGCUGGUGGACAAGGAAACGGGCUGCGCAAUCAGAAUCAAAAUCGUCUGGAGCCGACACACAGUUCUUCCAAUGAGACCAUCGAAGAAGAUGAAGAUGAUCAGUACGCCAGCGACGACGAGGAACAAGAGGACAGCUCGGACUAUUGCAAGGGUGGGUACCAUCCUGUCAAAAUCGGGGAUCUCUUCCUGAACCGCUACCACGUCACUAGGAAGUUGGGAUGGGGUCAUUUUUCGACAGUGUGGCUGUGCUGGGACCUUGUCGACAAGCGAUUCGUCGCCCUGAAGGUUGUAAAAUCCGCACCUCAUUUUACUGAAACUGCUUUAGAUGAAAUUAAAAUAUUGAAAGCUGUCCGCGACAGCGAUCCUACCGAUCCGAAGAGGAAUAAAACGGUUCAAUUACUGAAUGAUUUUAAAAUCACUGGUGUCAAUGGGACCCAUGUGUGCAUGGUGUUUGAAGUUUUAGGACAUCAUCUAUUAAAACUAAUCCUCAAGUCAAACUAUAGAGGAAUUCCUCGCGAGAACGUCAAAACUAUAAUCAGGCAGGUCUUGGAGGGUCUUGAUUAUUUGCAUACAAAGUGUAAAAUAAUUCAUACUGAUAUAAAACCUGAGAAUGUUUUAGUGUGCGUUGACAAAGCUUACAUCCGUAAAUUAGCAGCAGAAGCUACAGAACUGCAUUCCCUCGGCCUUAAAUUACCACAUUCCCUUAUUAGUACUGCACCAAAAGAGUUUCAGGAGCAAGUAGUGACUGGUAAAAUGAGUCGGAACAAAAAGAAAAAGCUCAAGAAAAAAGCUAAGAGACAGUCCAUGCUGCUUAAGAAACAAAUGGAACAAAUAGAGGAGAUGGAAGAACAAAAGAAGCAAGGUAAUAACAGCGAGUCGGCACCCAUGUCACAAGAUAAUGAUGAUUCCCCACCUACGCCUGAAGAAGUGAGCACAAUAGACACCAUCAGGUCUGAGAAUGAUAACAAUAUCAAUGGUUGUAGUGACCUACAGGGGCCAGAUGAUGAAGCUUUUGAUACUGAUGCUGAAGCUGUUCAAGUACGAAUGAAGCAGUAUGAUUGUGGUGACGACACCGGUACUCCCAUGUCUGAAGGGGAGAUGACGGACACCCCUCCUUCCUUUGACUCCCAGAAUAAGGGGAAGUUUAACGAGAAGAAACCUGAUCCCGCCUUUGAUAUUUGUGAUGUGGAAGUGAAGAUUGCUGAUUUGGGCAAUGCAUGCUGGGUUCACCAACAUUUUACUGAAGAUAUUCAGACGAGGCAAUAUAGGUCACUGGAAGUGUUGCUCAGUGCUGGUUAUGGGACCUCGGCCGAUAUAUGGAGUACUGCAUGCAUGGCUUUCGAAUUAGCGACAGGUGAUUACCUCUUUGAACCUCACUCUGGAGACGGUUACAGCAGAGACGAAGACCACUUAGCUCAUAUUAUUGAACUACUGGGAGACAUACCCAAGAGGAUUGCGGCCUCAGGAAAGUAUUCAAAGGUGUUUUUUAACAAGAAAGGUGAACUAAAAAAUAUAACAGGUCUGAAACCAUGGGGCCUAGUGUCCGUACUUACCGAGAAGUAUGAGUGGAGUCAAAAAGAGGCAGAGGAGUUUGCCGAUUUCUUAAAACCUAUGUUGGACUUUGAUCCCAAUCGGCGAGCUACUGCCUAUGAGUGCCUUCAGCAUCCCUGGUUGAAGCCAUCAAAAGCUGAACGAAAUGAGCCUGAAGAAUGAUUGUAAUUGCUCUCUGUGUGUACACAUUCACCAAUACUAGUAUCCAUGGUUAUUUAAAAAUUUUAUGUUUAAUCAGAGAACAAAGAGUAUUUAUGUUUGUUUGUGAAUAGUCCAAUUGUAUAAUUACAAUCAAACUUACUUGCAUUUUGGGCGAUUUUAACCAAAAUAAAAUAAGUGAUAUUGUAUCCAAAUCACAUAACAGGCAUAAUAAAAUAUAUUUUAUGCUGUAAACUCCAAGUUGCAAUUAAGUUUAGAUAUAAUAAAUUAGAUUGUUUCGCUAAACAUAACUUCAAAAUUUCAAUAUAUAUUAUGCUGCUAGGAAUGAUGAGUUAAUAUAAUAGUGAUUCAUAUUCCACAGUAGGAUGUAUGUAAUAUGUCUGCUGUCGGUCGAGUAGCAUCAUGAAUUGGCAUACUGAAAUAACAAUUUUCAGAAACUGUACAGAUAGCUGUAGAAAAAAUUGUGAUGUAUAAGGACUAGACAAUAUAGGUUUGUCACAUAAUAUAUAGAGAAUGCAUAGUUGACUUUGUAUUGCACGAAACACCUAGAAUGUGAGGAACCUAAUCAAAUGUGCAUGCAUACUGUAGCCAGUCGGGUAGAAUGUUCACAUAGUUAAGUUUGUUUUUAUCACUAUCACAACAAAAAUCUCAUAUGUAAACUUUAGGUGUAAGACAGUAUUUGUAAUGCCACAAUUCUGAGACUGCCUUUUUAUAUUUGAGUGAAUCAAAAUUUGAACAUGGAUGAUACUUAACCUGCGACUUGCUAGGCAGCGUGAAUGAUACAAACCCAGUUAUAGCUAUAUUAUUUACCAUAGAUCCCAAUUUACAUGACCAUAAUUUGUAUUAAUUAUAUCUGCAAAUUUACAUAAUAAAAUAAAAACCGAGCUUGUUAUCA